AUACACUUUUCCUAACACACACUAAACUACAGUUUUAAUCACUUUUAUUUAUAGAUGUGUUAUAUUAAAAAAUAUUUUUUGUAAUUUUUUUAUCACUUUUGUACAUUAUUAAACUUUAAUAUUUACAAUGAUAUUUAAUUAAAUGAAAAUCAAAUCAGAAGAUGAAUAAUUUUAGAUGUAUAAUAAGGAAAAUAAUAAAUUUUAAAACCAGUUCUCUUCAUUUAACAAACCGCAGUUUUUAUACUAUAUCUUUUUCUAAUUUUUAUCUCACACCUCACUCUGUUAACUUUUUUCACUCUGACUUCAAUUCUUCCAAACCAACUAAAACAUUAAUAGAUUCAAUCUCUUAUAGUAUAAAUUACUAUUCAAGCUCUAAGGAUAAUGAAGGAGCCGUUAUAGAGUCUGGAAGGGAGUUUGAUGAGAUCCAACAACAGUUAAACUUUUCUGAAUUUACCUCAAACUACUGGAGGAGCUUGAGGCUAUCCAAACCUCUUCUCCUAACUUUCAACGUCGAUAAAUCAGUGGAGGCUAGGCUAAUGGAUGCUGUUGUGGGUUCUGGAGUUUUUUGCAAAAACGUUCCCUCUCUGGACAAUCUAUUUGAAACUAUACUCCAAUACAAGGAAACCAAAGAUUUGAUCGGGUGUUAUAUGAAUUUAGACAAUAAUUAUGAAGCGUUCCUUAACUUGAAUAAGGACCUUUUCGAGAAAAUAAAACUCAGCUGUAAUUCUGUCUUUUUAGACGUCACUUACCCCUACUACCAAUCAGUUGACGAUUAUAUGAAGAUUUCUAAAAUAAUAAAUUUAAUAAAUCCUCAUGUUAUAAGGUUCUGUAACGGAACUCUAAAGUUUCUUCUUAAUACUGACCUUGAAUGCCCACUUCUAAAAGAAAACUCCACCAAAGAAGACUUUUCACUAGAACGAUGUUAUUACCUCUCAGAAAAAUACAACUCUACCGUCAUUGACUCAAGUGACAAGAUAGCCGUAAGUAACCACAACAACAUGGAGAUAAUUGUUUUCCCAAAACUACCUCAAAUUUUAAAUAAAAUCCAUGGGUAUAAUAAUUGUUCUGGUGCUAUAAUUGCUUCCAUGACUACACUUUCCAGUGAAGACUUCCUAGUUCCUUCAAGUGCAGCAAUCUAUGGGUUAGACUUUGUUUCUAGUGAAAGUGCAAAGAAAGCUAACGGGCCAGGAUCAAUGUUUUAUAACUUCAUUGACACCUUAUACAACCUGUCGAUGUCACCCGAUGACAUACUCGAACAUAAAACCUCUGUAAAAUUUUAUAAAAGAAAGUAACUUAAUCUCCUAUCUACCGUUUAA
Messenger RNA from Theileria parva strain Muguga, 1316 nucleotides. Its product is annotated as Hydroxyethylthiazole kinase family protein. The transcript has 7 exons. Lineage: Eukaryota; Apicomplexa; Aconoidasida; Piroplasmida; Theileriidae. The coding region runs from base 162 to 1292 and encodes 376 amino acids. The record is from RefSeq and is a predicted model, not a curated record.